This is a messenger RNA of Hylaeus anthracinus, 371 nucleotides long. RefSeq names its product chitin deacetylase 7-like. Lineage: Eukaryota; Metazoa; Arthropoda; Insecta; Hymenoptera; Colletidae. The transcript has a single exon. The record is from RefSeq and is a predicted model, not a curated record.
CUUCAUGUUAAUGGUCAACAGGUCGGAGGUAACAACAUGUUCAAGAUGCUGUGGGACACGAAUUUCACCUAUGACUCGUUGAUGCCGAUCUACGAGAAUCGAUCCCCUAGCUGGCUGUACAUCCUGGACUACAGGCUCUUCCACGACUGCAUGAUCCCUCCUUGUCCCACCAGGUCUUAUCCAGGCUUGUGGGAGGUUCCUAUGGUGAUGUGACAAGAUCUGAAUGGUGGCAGAUGCUCCAUGGGCGACGCCUGCACCAAUCCCCCGACAGCAGAUGGUGUUUACAAGAUGCUGAUCACGAACUUCGAGAGACACUACACCACCAACAGGUAUCAAUCAUAGACAUAGGAGUAUAGGGACUGGCAUAACUG